Messenger RNA from Penicillium psychrosexuale, 2322 nucleotides. RefSeq lists its product as uncharacterized. Lineage: Eukaryota; Fungi; Ascomycota; Eurotiomycetes; Eurotiales; Aspergillaceae. The transcript is spliced from 2 exons. The record is from RefSeq and is a predicted model, not a curated record. The coding region runs from base 1 to 2322 and encodes 773 amino acids.
AUGCCCUAUCCACGGCCUGUCUCCCCGGUCUCUCUCGAAACAUGCCCGCCCUCAUCUGAUAUAGAUUUAGAUGACUUGGUUGCCUCGGAUGACGAGCUGGAUGAUGCUGCCCGAGCUGCAAAGCGUCAGCGGGUCGAGAAGUUGGCGGAGUCUUAUCUACAGGGCAAACCGCUGUUUAUUUUCUCCUCUUCGCUCCGAGGCCCGCUUGAUAAUGGAUGGGCGAAUCCGUGGAAGAAAAACAGGACGCGGGGUACUGGCGCACCAGUGAAAGCUCGCCAGACAAAUGUUCCCGAGCCGGUGGUCCUGGAAACUGAUUUGCAGGCCCCGAAAUACCGAAAGGAUCUAUCAGUUGGUACUCGUCGUCCGGAUAUUCCAGCGACAUUUUGGAACUCCCCUAGGACCUCUGUGCAAAUCGGAGACCGUUCUUCACCCUCUAAAUCGCCACGGAGACAGCCCAAGGAACCCACCCCGCGCUCGGGGCAUACUGGGCAAAAUAGAACGUUGAGACGGUCUCCCACCAAAUCAAAGGAACCACCAUCGGCGACAGUGGAUGAUCAGUCAUUAAUGCCGCCUAGGACAGCGGAUUGGCUGAAGAAGGAUCGGAAGCUCUUGAACUUCACCAGAUUUGAACCGCCGAGCUCGCCAACAAUAUCCGUUGCUUCUCGUCAGUCGGAUAAAGCUCGUCGACUGGGACCGCGCUCUGUUCAGGUCCAGGUUCCACAGACGCCGGCAUCGCCAGAAAAAUGCCCUACCGUCAAAACUGUUCCAGCAAAGACAGCCCAGAGUGCUCGUGUGAACUCGAACGAGCACGUAUCCCUGCGGUCCAAUCGGGCCGGCUUAAAUUCACCGAAGGAACCUACUCUACGGUCCAUUCGGGCCACCUUGAACUCACCUAAGGACCCUACUGUUCCUUCUCAUUCGCCCCGGGAGCCGUCUCUCCGAAUCGUUGAUUCUUCCUCUCAGCUGCCGAGGUUUGAAUACCGGAGGUGGCCCCGUGAACGUUCUAGUCAACAGGAGAAGACUUCCCCUAUGCGAGAUGAAAGCAUCUUGCAAGAAGAGACUUUUAUACAAGAAGACAGCCCUCUGAAAGAAAAAUCCAUAGUCGAUCUCGAACCUGCCAUUCAAAAUGAGGACUCUAUCAAGAAAGAUGCAAGCCACAAGACCUUGUCGAAAGAAACUAGGUUUGCAGAUGAGGAUGAUCUCAUAGAGGAUGAUCUUGGGGUGGAGGAAGCCGCAGCAGAAGGUGCCGCCGAUACAGAGGCCGUGGCGGAAGAUAUUACAACUGAGAAAGAUACAUCGACAUUCCAAAACACAGAUCACUCUGGAUCAACUGAGCAUAACACCUACGAUGAUCUCCCUUCUGCACAACAAGUACCACCCCCCUUGGGAGUGUCAGACCGGGUAACGUCGCUGCACUCGACGGCUUUGGCAAGAGUAGACCCAGGACAAGACUCACCCCAAAGCCCCGAUACCCAGCUUUCGACCCUGGCUGCCCUUUUGCAUGCCCAGAGGUCCUUUCAAGACGACCUGGACAGUCCAGAAUUUCACGAUGAGACACCGGAUUCGGACCGAGCAGUGCAUUCACCUGAUGCUUCACUUCGCUCAGCAAAUGUCACUCCAUUCUACCGUCUAGAAGAGUCAAUUCGACGUGAUCUAGAACGGAGUUCGAUAUCCAAGAACAAGGAUGGGAUGCAUGCAAUGAGCACGCAAUUCAUGCUUGAUGCAGCUACACCUUUCAAUUUCAGCACUGAGCAAGCUGGUCAAGAUCGGAACUUGAAACCCAUGAACAGAAAUAUGACGCAAGCAAUGAAUACGCAGUUCAUGCUCGAUGCAGCUACACCCUACGCUUUUAGCACAGAGAAGAGACAGCGUACAUCCAGACCAGACUCAGGUUCACCUACGGCGAGAGGCUCCAAGAGAAAAAGGACGGCCAAUAUCGGAAGCCCUUCUCCUUCUGCUAGGAGUCAAUCAACAUCUCUCGACUACGAAUAUCACACUGCGGAAUCCCAAUCAAGCGAAGAUGAUGAAAGCUCACGAUCAGUGGCCGAGCAGUUGGAUCAUCAAUUAACUUAUCAAUCCGCCACAGAGGCUGCGUCCUUACCACUCACCUUAAGCGAAUCGGUGCCAACAACAGGCCAGGAUGGACAAGGUGUUCACCAGGGAAUGGAGAGUUUCAACCUCAGUCAGGCAAUUGCGGAUGCUGGUAGUUGGCUUCAACAAAGUUUUGAUUUCAUGAGCAGCGCUCGGCCAAGCAGGAGUUUCAACGCAAUUCCUACUUCUGACCCGCGCCCUUCCCCUUUAAACAUGGAUGUAUCUCAAUAA